Molecule: messenger RNA, 7163 nt
Organism: Daktulosphaira vitifoliae (grape phylloxera)
Lineage: Eukaryota; Metazoa; Arthropoda; Insecta; Hemiptera; Phylloxeridae
Gene: trx
Product: histone-lysine N-methyltransferase trithorax
Exons: 17
Coding region: 254-6880 (2208 amino acids)
Biological process (GO): positive regulation of DNA-templated transcription
Cellular component (GO): histone methyltransferase complex; nucleus
Molecular function (GO): histone H3K4 methyltransferase activity; sequence-specific DNA binding; DNA-binding transcription factor activity
Source: RefSeq, a predicted model, not a curated record
AUAAAAGAUUACGGCUAUUGGCGCGCAGCGACGCAUAUAUGUUUACACUAAAACAUAAACCUUUUGGACCUUCUAUUAGCUUUGUGACAUUAAUUUUGGACAUUUAUAUUUACGUAAACGUUUUUUUAUCUCAUGCUGUUUGCUGAUUUAUAAUUUAAAAUAAUAUAGAUGACUAUGUUUCAAAGUUUUUGUCUUUAUUGUAACUCGUUCACCUUUAUAAAGUUUAUAGUGAAUCUUUGUGAAAAAUGGUAAAAUGGUCAGAUCAAGGUUUCUCGGCAAACCGCCCAAAACACGAACAAAAAGGGCUAUGGUUCUUGCUGGGGUGUCCAAAUUCGUCGAUAAUGAUUUUAAAACUGCUCAACUGAUAUCAUUAUCUUUGGACGUGUUUCGAACAACAUAUGAAAGCAACUAUGAAGAGAAAUCACAAGAGUUUAAAGGUUUUAACGAUUGUAGUGAAGCUGCUCAUAAUUUAGAGGAAAAAAAAAAGGAAAUGAAAGAAAUAUGUCGUCAAAGAGGUAUUCCUUAUGAAGAAUCACACCAAAAAUUUUCUAAUAUUUUACAAAAUCCUAAUUUUUCAAGCAGUAUGACAUGUCAUAAUUUAAAAAAUUCUCAAGUGAAUUUACCACAAUCAUUAAAUAAAUCAAUAAGUUUGGAUUCUGUAGAAGUUAUUUACUUAGAUGAUGAUCUUAAUUAUACAUAUGCAAAAUCGUGCAAAGGAGGUCCUUUAAAAUCAAACCUUUCAAGUGGUGAAGUACAAUGUGGUAUUUGUGGUAUUAUUCGUUUUUACAAGAUAAUAGCCAAAACAAAGAAAUAUGGAGCUUACAGUUGUGAUUCAUGUCGAAAAUUUAUGAUAAGAUCCAUUGAAAAUACUAAAUUAAUUUAUCGAUGCAAUAAUGAAAAAGGUGUUGGUCAAUGUAAUAUUCCAACUGGGUUAAAAUCUAAGAAUAAAAUAUCACGAGUUUUAUCAAUUGAUGCUCGUUGUAAAGCAUGUUGGCUUCAAAUGUGUUUAAAAAGACUUAAGUUACCAGAAACUAUCAUUGAACGACUGAUUGAUAAACUUCCUAGAGAAAUAGUGGCAAUUGUGUCAUGGGCCUUAAAGAAACCUGAUCCUUGGACUAUAAAUAUAGAUGAUAAUUUAAGAAAAAAAAUCAUUCAUGAUUAUAAUCUCCAUAGAGAAAUUAUUAAUGCUAUCCAUGAUGAUAGUGAUGAUAAUUUGGAUGAAGUUAAUAAUUGUGACAGUGAUAAUAUUGAUAGUUCUUCAAUAAAAUCUAAUUCUGAUAGUGAGUACAUCACUAAAAGGAAAUGUACUAAAAAUAUAUCCAAAGUAGAAAAAAUUAAAAUUAUUAAAAAAAAAAUUAAAAGACAUAAAAAAAUAAAACUAUCAAGAGAUAUCCAGUCUAAUGAUGUUAAAAAAAUUGUAUUAUCGCGUUCAACUAGCAUGUCAUCAAAUUCAACUAAUGAAACAAAAACUAUUACUGUUAAAGGACCCAGAAUUAAACAUGUUUGUCGUAGUGCAGAAUUAGCUUUAAAGCAAGCACCAGCAGUUUUUAGCAAUAUGUCCGAACUAGUAGAUGAUUUUAAUGAGUUUAGAAAUCCAUCUAUAGACUCCCUUUCUAACCAACAAAAUGAAGUUAAUGGUGAUUAUUUGACUAAAGAUAUAAGAAAUGAAAAAUUGUCAGCUAUACCAAAUAACAUUAAAUGUUCAAUAACUGGUGAUAUUUAUCAAGACACUUAUUCCUCUUUUCAUGUGAAUAGAACUCUUCAAGAUUUAAUGAUGCAAGAUCAAUCAAAUGCUAAUAAUGAUAAUAAUGAAGAUAAUAAAGCUAUUGACUUAAAUUUUAGAGAAAGUUAUGAUCCUGAUCGUAUUGCUGAAAAUGGAUUUGCAGUUGUUAGUACAGAACCAUUAUCAGUCCCACGACUUGCUAUUUGUUAUCUUUGUGGUAGUGCUGGAAUGGAAAAACUAAUCCAUUGUGUUACCUGCUGCGAACCUUAUCAUAAAUUUUGUGUAGAUGGAGUUGGAAUUGGAAUAUCUUCACAUGAAAGUGAAUGGUCUAAAAUUAGUUGGACGUGUCCUAAAUGCAAGUUAUGCAAACAAUGUAAUAGUAGAGGCAAAACAAGACCAAAGUUAACUUGUCAAAGAUGUAAAGAUUCUUAUCAUGAUUACUGUUUAACAGAUAAAUUAACUUAUGACCGAAAUAGACCUUGGGCAUGUCCACCUUGUAGAACUUGUAAAAGUUGUCAUCUACCCAAAGUUGAUUACUUUGUUGGUAACUUAGCACUCUGUACUGAAUGUUAUCAAUUAAGACAACAUGGUAACUACUGUCCUUUAUGUCAACAGUGUUAUGAUUCUGAUGAUUAUGAUUCAAAAAUGAUGGAGUGUGCUACUUGCAAACAUUGGGUUCAUUCUAAAUGUGAAGGUUUAUCAAAUGAAAAAUAUGAAGUUUUGAGUGUUUUACCUGAUAGUGUUGAAUACAUUUGCAAGAAUUGUACUACUAACAGUACUAUACCGUGGCGAUCAUAUGUUGAUGAAGCCUUUAAAAGUGGUUUUAAAUCUAUACUUUUGUCACUAGGAAAAAAUAAAAAAACUUGUGAUUUGAUUAAGUGGAGCCCACAAAAACAAUCACCUGGAUGUGUUUGUAAAAAAACAUAUAUUCCACCAUUUCCAUCAUUUGAUAAAGUUACUUUGAAUGAUUUACCAAAAAAUCAAAUAGAAGAACCUCCUAAACAAUGUGUUUGUCAUGGUUUGGAAGGUUGGUCUAAAGGCACUCCAACAUUAGUAUCAAUAAAACAAAAAGUUAAUAAUAAUGAGUAUGAAUCAUUGUAUCAAUUCAAUAAAGAUAUGUUAAAUACUAUAAAUAAGUUUAAUGCACCAGAACUUAAAGAAGAAUAUACUAAAAUCAUUUCUACAGUUUUUCCUUGGUUUAAUGGUGAUUUCCUAAAUAGUUCACCAUGCAAAAAUGUUUACUCUCCAUCGACAUCAACAAUUAUAAGCCCGCCAAAAUUUAUUCCUAAAAUGUCAUUUAACUUGCUUAAUUCUGAUAUAAAAGCUUUGCAAGAUAUGAUGGGCAAUGAUGAAAAUAGUUAUUAUAUUAGUCCAAAAAUACAAGACAAAAGAGAAUGCCAGUUUUGUAAAAAAGUGGGAGAAGGAUUAUCAGUUCGAGAAGGUAGACUUUUAUAUUGUGGCGACAAUAUAUGGGCUCAUGCCAACUGUGCAUUAUGGUCAUCAGAAGUUUUUGAAGAGAUUGAUGGUUCUCUUCAAAAUGUCCAAUUAGCCUUAUCCAGAAGUAAAUUAGUUCGUUGUGUAGUAUGUAAUGAAAAAGGGGCUAGUAUAGGAUGUUGUUACCGAAAUUGUGUGAAAACGUAUCACUUUCAAUGUGCAAGAAAACUAUUUUGUUUGUUCAAUGAAAAUAAAACUGUUUAUUGUAAUAAUCACGCUUCUAAUGUUCGAAGUAGUGUUAAAGAUUUUACUUUAGAUAGAUUAAUAUAUAUAGAACAAGAAGAUAUAAAACGAAAAAAAAAAGGAAGUUCAGAUGUUUAUAUUCUAAUUGGCUCAUUGUAUAUCAGUUGCAUUGGACAUUUGCAUCCAAUAUUAUCAGAUACUAUUGAGUCUAUAAUUCCUAUAGAUUUUAAAGCAAAAAGAUAUUAUUGGUCUACAAAAGAGCCAUGGAAACUAAUUCAAUAUGAUUGGACUACUAAGGUUGAAAAUAUAGUUAAAAAAUUAAAGCAUGAUGAAUUAAAUUACACUAUUGAUCAUAAUCAAGAUAAUAUAAUCAGUAUAGAAAAAACAAUAAAAAAAGACAUUGAUUACAAUUUAUAUAAACCUAUGCAGUUAAAUAAUUUAGAUGAAUGUUAUGAAACCUUAAAAAAGAUAUGCCCUAUUGAUUAUAGUACUACCAAACGUUUAAAAAUUGAAAAUUUCGAUAAAUAUAAUUAUUCUAAUUAUGAAACUAACUCUGAAUUUAAAUCCACAAUUGAUGAAACAUGUAAAAUGGAAAAAUUUUCGAAUAUUAAUGGUUUCGAAAGUAAACCUAUACCACAAAUAGAUGGGUUGUAUGAUUCUAGUGAUUGUGAAUCAGAAUUUGAAUUGUGUAAUAUAAAAAAAAAUUCUGAUGUUAUUGAUGAUUGUACAAAUGAUCAACCUGUCAAAUGUGAGAGAUGUCACCGAACAUAUAGGACUAGUUUGAGCUUUGAACGUCAUCUUAUAAGUUGCAAUUUUGACUAUGGACUUGGAAGUGAUAGUGAUUCAAGCGAGGAUGAAAAAUCUGAUAUUAAAGUUGAAAUUAAUCAAUUUGAAGUUGAAAACAAAAUCUUAUAUGCUGAACCUAUAAAAGAAGAAUCUAAUUUAGUACAUCAACAAAAUUACAUCCCUAUCACACAAAUUCCAUCACAGCAACAACCACUUACACAUUCACCCACUCUUAUUAUUCAACCAAUCUCGUCAUAUGUUCAAACUCCAGCAACUGAUGUUCAAUAUAUAACAAUAAAUAAUACUCAACCUCAGUCAGUGAUGCCAUGCUUUCAAUAUCAGACACCACCUACAGUUAUUGUUCAACCAUCUGUUGUCGAUCCUACAACUGUUUUACUUAACAAUCCUCCAGUUGAUAUGUUCAUGUCCCAAAGUAAUAACUUAUUAUUUAGCUCUCAACCUAUGAUUGUAGGAUUAGACCAAACAUACACUAUGGCUUCAGGUUAUACUUUUACACAAUCACCACAAAUUUAUCAAUCACCAAAACCUGUAGAAGUUAAUACCACACAUGUGUCAAAUCAGAUUUAUAUACUGAAUUCUGAACCCACCUCAGUAUCAAAUGAAUGGUCUUAUAGCAUUACAUCUGACAUUAAAACUGAGCAUAAAGUAGUUUGUACAACUCAACCUAAAGUCUAUUCAAAUCGAAAACUAAAGCCAACUGAAUGUUAUGACUCCAAAGAAAAUAUUCCCAAUAGACUUGUUCAAUCUGUAGAAAACCAAGUAUAUGGGGUUAUGAAUAUAAUAAAUAAUAUUAACCCUGAACCAUGGAAAAAACAAACUAUGAGAACUUAUCCUCCUAAAAGAAAUGAGUUUAAAAUAUGUUCUUCUAAAACUGUAGAGAAAAAAAAAAUUCUUCCAAAAACUAAUGGUUUUUAUUUAAAUAAGUCUACAACUGCAAUAAAUGCAACAUCUGUACCAACCAAAAUUGAUAAUAUUUCUGAUAUUGAACAUAAUAUUGUAUCGACAAAACCGCAUAAGGUUUUUCAACAUUCUGAUGUAAUAAUAACAAAUUCUUUUACUAAAAUUGAAAAUAAAUCAAUUCCUAUUACCAACACUGUAAAAAUAUUACCUGAGAGAAACUUGGAAGAAGUAAUUUCACCUAGCUGUAAGAUGAAUGAAGAAAUUGUUUUUACAGUAAAAGAAGAGAAAAAAUUGCCUUUUAAAAUAGAGAAAUUAAAAGAAGAGUCUCUAAAAAUAAUCCAAAAUUGUUUAACAUCUCAAAUAGAAAAAGAAACAUCACUUUCUGAUUCGCCUCCUCUUAAAAAAGAAAAAUUGUCAUGUAAUGAAUUGACAAUAACAUCACUGAAUAGUGAAUCACAAUUAUCCCUAGUAAUUCAUGAAAAUUCAUCACAUUUAUUCAGUAAUGAUAAUAAACAAAAAUCUUUAUCUGUUGAAAUAGAGAAAAAGCCACAUACUAUAGCUAAUGUUUAUAGCACAAAGUUUAUGUCAAUUGAUAGCGCAAAAUCCUCAUCUGCUAAUAAUUGCUUAAUUAAAGAGUCACUAAGUUGUUUGACAACUGUAGAGAAAUCUCUGAAAAAAGAACCAAUUAACCUAGAAAAUGUUUCUUCUAAUUCUACCAAGGCAAAGGUAAAAUUGUUAGAGCCAGUUUCUAAUCCUUUUGAAAAAUAUUGUCUAAAACAAUCUACUGAAGCAUUAAAAAAUAAAUCCCUACCAAAAAAACAGUCUGGUCGUCAAUGGUCAACUGUUAUGUCAGAACGUGAACGUAUAGUACCUCAACUUAUGUUUGAAAUGAGUUCUGCAGAUGGUGUUUUUUGUAAAGAUCGAUCACUUGUAGAGAUUUGGGCAAAAUUGUUUGAUGCAAUUCAAGUAUCAAGAAAUGAACGUAAAAUGCCAUCGUUACCAAAUAGUAAUCCUUUCACAAGUGAUAUAACUGCUGCUAUUCGCUCAUUAGGACUCAGUAAUAACUUUUUGAAGUAUCUGUUAGAACAAAUUUCUGAUGCCAAAGAAUUUGUAAAAUAUAAACCAACUUAUCAUAAAGGUGUAGAUAUUGUUGGCUCAACAGGUGAAAACUCUUCUGGAUGUGCACGCACAGAAAUAGUUAUAAGAAAAAAUAGAUAUGAUAUGUUUAGUUGGUUAGCAUCAAGACAUCGUAAACCUCCUAAACUCUUAGCUAAUAAUGAAGAUUUUGGUGGUCGUAGAGCCAAUUCAUUACCUAAUGAAAUGAAGUAUAGAAAUAUGAACAAGACUUUAACAACUACUGUUGGAGUAUAUCGAUCUGAUAUACAUGGUCGUGGAUUAUUUUGUUUAAGGGAUAUUGAACAAGGAGAAUAUGUCAUUGAAUACACAGGAGAAGUCAUCAGAUCUGAAGUGAGUGAUGUUCGUGAAAGACUGUAUAACAAAAAAGGAAUAGAUUGUUAUAUGUUUCGAAUUGAUCAAGAUACUGUAAUUGAUGCGACAAUGAAUGGUAAUUCAUCAAGAUUUAUCAACCAUUCCUGUGAUCCUAAUUGUCAGUCAAAAAUUGAAACUAUACAUGGAAAAAAACAUAUUAUGAUAUUAGCCAAAAGAAAAGUACUUCAAGGUGAAGAAUUGACAUACGAUUAUAAAUUUCCAUUAGAAGAUGACAAGAUAACAUGCCAUUGUCUUUCAAGAAAAUGUCGUAAAUAUCUUAACUAAAUUUUGGUUUUUUUUUUCUGUAUUUAAUAUUUUCUGUUAGUUUUUGUAUUAGAAACUUCUUAUUUUUCCUUUCUGUUUAUAUUAAGUAAACAUUUUAUAUUUAAUUUAUAUAUGUUGUAAAAUAUUUGACCAAAUUAAUUAAUAUACUUUGUACCAGUUUUAUUUUAUUUUAAUAUUUUACAUUGUGACAUUUCAUUGUCAGCGAUAUUUAUUAUUAUUUAUUUUUGCUAAAAUUGUAAACUAAAUAUACUGGUGUUAUGAUAUUUCAUACUCUGUUAUACAU